GAACGCAAUAAUCUCCUAUUCAUGCAGUGUCGCCAUAGAAGCGAGAAGGAGUCUCGGCCGUCAGUCAAGCUGUCUCUCGAAGCUCCAGAAUCCUCACCCACACACCCACCAAAAGAUGCUCGAAAUUCUCCAAAACCACACCAUGGCACUUCCAGCACCAUCUCCUCGACAAAACUAUGCCCUCUCGAGCAAAAGAAGGGUCUCGCCGGGAAUCGAACCCGGGACCACUCGCAAUUGGCUUAGAGUUUUC
This is a messenger RNA of Aureobasidium subglaciale EXF-2481, 250 nucleotides long. RefSeq lists its product as uncharacterized. Lineage: Eukaryota; Fungi; Ascomycota; Dothideomycetes; Dothideales; Saccotheciaceae. Bases 22 to 243 code for a protein of 73 amino acids. The record is from RefSeq and is a predicted model, not a curated record. The transcript has a single exon.